CUUACAUCCGUGUCUCUCUCUCCCCUCCCCUCCCACUUUCUCUAAAAAAAAAUCAACGGAAAAAUAGACCCUCCGGUGAGGAUGAACAGGGGGGAAAGGGAAGUUCUACGCUCGGAUGUGGUCCAGGUGCUCGUCCUUUCCCUGCGUGACGUGUGUUUCCAGGCGCCGGGCACCAUGCCGCGCAGCCCCACGUCCAGCGAGGACGAGAUGGCCCAGAGCGUGUCCGACUACUCCCUGGGCUCGGGGUCGGACAGCUCCAAGGAGGAGACCAUCUACGACACCAUCCGGGCCACGGCGGGGAAGCCGGGCGGCACCUGCCCAUCCCCACUGCGUAAACACCUUCACUCUCUCUGGCCACGUGCCCGGCGGGCGCUCGGGGGGCACUGGGUCACCGACCACGCAUCACUGUCCUCCCCGCAGAAGUGCCUUCGCUUCAACCCCGACGCCACGGUGUGGGUGGCGAAGCAGCGGAUCCUGUGCUCGCUGAACCAGAGCCUGAAGGACGUGCUGAACUACGGGCUGUUCCAGCCGGCCAGCAACGGGCGCGACGGCAAGUUCCUGGACGAGGAGCGGCUCCUGCGCGAGUACCCGCAGCCCGCGGGCAGGGGCGUGCCUUCCCUGGAGUUCCGAUACAAGAAGCGGGUGUACAAACAGUCCCAUCUGGACGAGAAGCAGCUGGCCAAGCUUCACACCAAGACCAACCUGCGGAAAUGCAUGGACUACGUUCAGCAUCGCUCGGUGGAGAAGAUCGUGAAGAUGCUGGACCGGGGCCUGGACCCGAAUUUCCACGACCUGGAGACGGGGGAGACGCCCCUGACCUUGGCGGCCCAGCUGGACGACUCCGUGGAGGUGAUCAAAGCGCUGAGGAAUGGUGGGGCGCACCUGGACUUCCGCGCCAGGGACGGGAUGACAGCCCUGCACAAGGCCGCCCGCACCAGGAACCAGGUGGCCCUCAAGGUACCGUCUGUGCCCCGGGAACGCCCCACCCCUCAGAUUCCCUGGUAUGGACACGUGCAGCACCUGGAGCACCUGCUCUUCUACGGGGCUGACAUGGGGGCGCAGAACGCCUCGGGGAACACGGCCCUGCACAUCUGCGCUCUCUACAACCAGGACCUCGCCUGGAGAGUGGGGUGGGGUGUGGACACUCCAUGA
Molecule: messenger RNA, 1152 nt
Organism: Myotis brandtii (Brandt's bat)
Lineage: Eukaryota; Metazoa; Chordata; Mammalia; Chiroptera; Vespertilionidae
Gene: SHANK2
Product: SH3 and multiple ankyrin repeat domains 2
Exons: 8
Coding region: 82-1152 (356 amino acids)
Cellular component (GO): dendritic spine; postsynaptic density; postsynaptic membrane
Molecular function (GO): synaptic receptor adaptor activity; ionotropic glutamate receptor binding
Source: RefSeq, a predicted model, not a curated record